Messenger RNA from Chrysoperla carnea, 1756 nucleotides. RefSeq names its product major facilitator superfamily domain-containing protein 12-like. The record is from RefSeq and is a predicted model, not a curated record. Gene Ontology annotation, cellular component: membrane. The transcript is spliced from 7 exons. Bases 86 to 1519 code for a protein of 477 amino acids. NCBI's taxonomy places the organism in Eukaryota, Metazoa, Arthropoda, Insecta, Neuroptera, Chrysopidae. Gene Ontology annotation, molecular function: symporter activity. Gene Ontology annotation, biological process: carbohydrate transport.
UGAAAAUUUAAAUUCAACAAUUUAAUCCAACAAUCAUUUUUUAUAAGGUCUUGCUUGCAUCGGUCGACUAUUUAAUUUUAUCAUAAUGGCAGACACAUCAUAUCCAGAAAUAUGGAACGGUGUUGCGUGUACGACACGUUUUACGUACGCAACUGGUCACGUUUUAAAUGAUAUUUGCGCUUCGAUGUGGUUCACAUAUCUACUUAUCUAUUUUAAUUUAGUUUUGGAUUUUAAUCCUACGCAAUCCGGAAUUGUUCUUCUUAUUGGACAGAUUGCAGAUGCAUUAUCUACGCCUUUUGUGGGUUAUCAAUCUGAUAGGAAUGAUAAUUUUUGGAUGUGUCGAUAUGGGCGUAGAAAAACAUGGCAUUUAAUAGGAACAAUUUGCACGUUAACAACUUUCCCGUUUAUAUUUGGAAGUUGUGUCGGCUGUGAAGAAAGUGAUACAUGGGCUCAACUUAUUUAUUACGCUUCAUUUGUGAUCGUAUUUCAAUUUGGAUGGGCGGCCGUCCAAAUAUCACAUCUGUCACUGAUACCUGAAUUAACACCCAACGAACAUGAGCGAACACGUUUAACUGCGCUACGAUAUAGUUUUACGGUAUUCUCAAAUAUUUUGGUAUACUCUAUAACAUGGUGGUCGUUGGGUGUAGACACUACAGGUGAUGGACGUGUCUCACCUGCCGAUGCACCAAAAUUUCGUCGAGUUGUUUGGAUUGGAUUAGUUGUUGGUACAAUAUGUUCCACAAUCUUUCAUAUUGGUGUACGCGAACCAGAUAACAUUCUUGCAGAGUACAACGAUGCAACCCGAUUGAAUAUACAAGGUCAAUCGCCACGACGUACAAUUAAAAAUGUAUUUCAGGACGGGAAUUUAUAUUUGGUGGCAUGUGUUUACAUGUCGACUCGAUUAUUCGUGAACCUGAGUCAAGUGUUGUUACCAUUAUACUUACAUGAAACGCUCAAACUAAGCGCUCAAUUAUUAGCAGUGAUUCCACUUUGUGUCUACCUCAGUAGUUUUGCAACAUCAUUUGUCGUACAUUCAUUGAACAAGGAAUCGGGCCGAAAGAUGGCGUUUUUCGCUGGUGUUGUGUGGGGUGUAAUUGCAUGUUUCUGGAUGCGUUUUCGUGACGGACCAAAUUAUCUUCACUAUGAAAUAUAUGGAGUGGCAGUUUUACUUGGGGCCUCUGGUUCGAUGCUAUUAGUGACCAGUUUAGGUUUAACAGCUGAUUUUAUCGGAACGGAUACGGAUCGUGGUGCAUUUGUUUACGGUUUGAUGAGUUUUUCCGAUAAAUUAUCAAAUGGUAUUGCUGUUAUAAUCAUUCAACAUUUACACUCAACGAUUUUCCCCGAAUCAACAUACUAUCGAGAUGCGUUAUGUUACGUUUGUGGUGGUUCUGCAGUAUUUGGCUUAAUUUCUAUAAUAAUAUUGCGUACAACGAAUUUAGGACGUACGCAUUUAUAUGAAAAUUUAAAUGAAGAUCCUGUUCCACGGCCUCAAAUUAUUAACGAAACGAUUGAUCAUUAAUGAGCGACUAAUUUAGUUUAUAAUUUGUAUGCGCAUUAAACUGUUGCGCAUGUCACACCAAUCUAGAAGAAUUUAUUUUGUUUUUGUUGUUGAAUUUAUUAGUUUUAAAUUUAUUUAUUUUUUUAUUAUUCCGACGUAAUUAUAAAGGGUGUCCAAAAUGAAUUCAGUAAACAUGGAUGGUACUUUAAAUAAAAUUUAUGGCGAUAACAAACCAUAGAAAAUACUCGACCAAUCGCC